Messenger RNA from Cornus florida, 423 nucleotides. RefSeq lists its product as uncharacterized. NCBI's taxonomy places the organism in Eukaryota, Viridiplantae, Streptophyta, Magnoliopsida, Cornales, Cornaceae. The record is from RefSeq and is a predicted model, not a curated record. Bases 1 to 423 code for a protein of 140 amino acids. The transcript is spliced from 2 exons.
AUGUCGAAUCUUACCAAGCUUGAAUUUGUUACCUUUGAUAUUUCGGGCAAAAACUACCUAUCAUGGAUCCUUGACGCCGAGAUUCAUCUUAAUGCUGUGAAUCUUGGGCAUACAAUUAAAGCAGAUAAUGAAGCGUCCCUGCAUGACCGUGCAAAAGCAAUGAUUUUUCUUCACCAUUAUUUGCAUGAGGAAUUAAAAACUGAGUACCUAACACAACAGUAUCGAGAGCGUCGAUUUACCAAAUACUCUGAGCUGAUUUCUUGCUUACUAGUAGCUGAACAAAAUAAUGAGUUUUUGUUGAAAAAUCACCAGUCCCGUCCGACCGGAGUAACACCAUUCCCAGAAACGAAUGCAUCCUCAUCUCACGGUCGUAGACGUGGUCGUGGUCGUGGUCGUGGUCGUGGUCUUGGCCGUGAUCAUUAG